Messenger RNA from Rhododendron vialii, 2575 nucleotides. RefSeq names its product NAC domain-containing protein 54-like. The record is from RefSeq and is a predicted model, not a curated record. Lineage: Eukaryota; Viridiplantae; Streptophyta; Magnoliopsida; Ericales; Ericaceae. The coding region runs from base 360 to 2273 and encodes 637 amino acids. Gene Ontology annotation, biological process: regulation of DNA-templated transcription. The transcript has 6 exons. Gene Ontology annotation, molecular function: DNA binding.
ACCAAAAGGAAGACUGAUUCUUGUUAUCUUUCCAUCCAAGCGCUCUCUCUCUCUCUCUCUUAAAACCCCCCUCAGCACCCCAUUUCUCAGCCCCUCUCUCUCUCUCUCUCUCUCUCUCUCUCUCUCUCUCCUUCGUUAAUUCCCCUCCACAGUCCCCCCUCCCUCCCUCCCUCUAUCUUCUUGGAUCUUGCUUAAGUUCUCUCUCUCUCGUUACUAGUUCAGACUGGUCUCCAACUUUUUUUUUUGGACAAGAGAGACUAGUUUCAAUCUCCUUACAUUUUUCUACUCUAAGAAAUUAAGAUCAGAAGAAGUUGUCCUAUUCUGUGAAGACAUAUAUAUAUAUACAUACAUACAAAUAAAUGGCACCGGUUUCGUUGCCACCGGGCUUUCGGUUCCACCCGACGGACGAGGAGCUCGUGGCUUAUUAUCUCAGUAGAAAGAUCAAUGGCAAGAGGAUUGAACUAGAAGUCAUCCCGGAAGUUGAUCUCUACAAGUGCGAGCCAUGGGACUUACCAGGAAAAUCCCUAUUGCCAAGCAAGGAUCUGGAGUGGUAUUUCUUUAGUCCUCGAGACCGUAAAUACCCAAAUGGUUCAAGGACAAAUCGGGCAACUAAAGCUGGAUACUGGAAGGCCACAGGAAAGGACAGAAAGGUCAAUUCACAGAUGAGGGCUGUGGGGAUGAAGAAAACCCUAGUUUACUACAGAGGGAGAGCACCCCACGGGGCACGUACCGAUUGGGUAAUGCAUGAAUACCGGCUCGAUGAGAGAGAAUGUGAAACCAACUCUGGCCUGCAGGAUGCUUAUGCCCUAUGCCGGGUGUUUAAGAAGAGCGCAACCAGCCCAAAGAUUGGUGACUGUGUGGGCUCAUCGUCUAACCAAGUGUCUAGUGAUCAAUCAUCUGGCGUCGAUCUACAUUCGGAGGGAAAGUGUGAAGAUGUGGACGGUUUUGGUUCUGAUUAUCAAACGCCAAUGGACACAACUAGCUCACCAACUCCGGGCUCUACGCAGAACCAUACCCGUGGUUCGAACGACGAAAAUUGGAUGCGGUACUUGGCGGAUGACGCAUUUAGCCUUACCAAUCAACCAUUUCCAAAUUGUGGAGUGGCUUCUUAUCCUCCAUCUGAGGUUGAUAUAGCAUUGGAGUGUGCAAGGUUGCAACACAGGCUCUCAAUGCCUCCAUUAGAGGCGCAAGACUUCCCACAAGGCGGCUUCGUCGACAUGAAAACGGCACAAUCGAGCUCCACCAUCCAUGCAAACACAGAUGAACAAGACAUUUUGCAGGAAAUUCUCUCAGUUGCUCAGGUUUCUCAAGAGCUGAUAAAUCAAGACUCGUGGAGUAGAAGCUACGCCCCGUCUAACGAUUUUUCGUUUCUACCUCAUCCUGAACAAGUUCCUCGCGGCAUGAGCAUGAGUACUGGUGAUUCUUCAAGAUUUUUGGGAAAUGCAAGCUCUUUAGGCGUUGGAAGCACGGAUGAAGGAUUGAAAAGUGAAAGAGUGGUGGAGAACUUGAGAUGGGUUGGGAUGUCUAGCAAAGACAUAGAGAAGAGUUUCUUGGAAGAAUUCAAAGCUGUUCCGAUAGGAAGCAUAUCAAAUUUUCCAACCAGAGAAGGGGAAAUGGAUGAUGAUUGCAACAACUUCAACAAGUACAAUGAGGUGGUCUCGAAUGAUUUCCCCCUUAGAUUCAGCGAUGGUACCCAGAACGACGAUUUUUUAGAUGAUGGAGAUGUGGAUGAUGAUUUUUCCACUACUCCAAGCUUUGAAGUAUACGAGAAAGUUGAGGUGCACUGUGGCAUGCUUGUUUCGACUCGCCAAGUAGCCGAUACAUUCUUUCACCAAGUAGCGCCGUCUGAGAUUGCUAAGGUCUAUCUUAUCCCCGCGGUGAUGCACAAUUACUCGAUGGCCAAGGCAGACUCACCAACAAAACCUAAGAGCAAGGGCAUAUUUGGAAAAACAGUGAGUCCUAUGAUCACUAUCAUGGCUCUUCUAUUGAAUUACUAUUGCUUGUAUUUCGGUGAUCAAAGCUUGGAGGAUGAAAAAUUGAGUAGAGAGAUCCUUCCAGCCAGCUGCAGCAAUGUGUUGAAGAGCAGAGAGAGAGAUUGCUCUAGUGAGACAGUUGCUUGGAAUUACAGAAAGAAAAAGAUUUGGUUUGUUGAAAAGAUCAUAGGAGAGAGGAUUUCUUGUGUGGCAUUGAAGAAGAUCUUGUGGGCUUACCUCACCAUUGCUUUGGCUAUUUGUAGCAUUUGGGUGCACCACAUUGAGCCCAAUUGUCCUUGACUAACUUUCUUUUUUUCUUUUUUCAAUUUAUUGAGUGCUAACCAUAGUUGUUACAUGGAUGUACGUGCACGGUGCUAUGCACAUCCGAACCGUUCAUCUCGACAAUCAAUAGUCAGCAUUGUCGAGACGGUUGGACGGUUGAGAUUGUAUAGGGAGGGCAUAAGUUAGCCAUACCCUAGUAGUUUGGAGUCAUUUGUAUCUUGAUAUACUUGGGCCUUUUUUUUCUUUUUUCCUUUCUUUGGAUCAAUCCCUCAAUGUCUUAUUGUUAUGGAAAAAGGUUAAUGAAACAUGUGUUUUUUGUA